Molecule: messenger RNA, 1749 nt
Organism: Quercus robur (English oak)
Lineage: Eukaryota; Viridiplantae; Streptophyta; Magnoliopsida; Fagales; Fagaceae
Exons: 10
Coding region: 83-1537 (484 amino acids)
Biological process (GO): mitochondrial respiratory chain complex I assembly
Cellular component (GO): mitochondrion
Molecular function (GO): protein-arginine omega-N symmetric methyltransferase activity
Source: RefSeq, a predicted model, not a curated record
AUUUUCAAUUCAUUUGAAGUCAGUUUAUACCACUCCCUCUGAAGCUCAUACAGGAGAGUGAAAGAGAUCACAAAUCACAAAAAUGUUGAGACGUCUACUGCUCCAAGCUCCCACUUCUUGUCGUCGACUCUCCAAUGCUAACCGCUACUCCGCACCAUCACAUUCACCUCGUUUCUUUUCCUCUUCUUCAUCGUCCCAAAGCCCGAACAGUUCUUUCAUCGAACACCUAGAGGACAAUGCAAACCACUCCACUUCUCCUCCUUCAGCCACCGUCUCCGUCGACCGCUCCGGCCUCUACAACCCACCUGAGCAUUCUCAUGAGCCUACUUCGGACUCCGAGCUCGUCAAGCACCUCAAAGGCAUUAUCAAGUUCCGUGGUGGGCCAAUUUCGAUUGCUGAGUACAUGGAGGAAGUUUUGACAAAUCCUAAGGCUGGUUUCUACAUUAAUCGGGAUGUGUUUGGAGCAGAGGGUGAUUUUGUAACCUCCCCUGAAGUAAGCCAAAUGUUUGGGGAGAUGGUUGGUGUUUGGGCCAUGUGCCUGUGGGAGCAAAUGGGACAACCAAAUAAAGUUAACCUUGUUGAGCUGGGUCCAGGACGAGGAACUCUGAUGGUUGAUCUUCUUCGUGGUGCCUCCAAAUUUAAGAACUUCACUGAAUCAUUACAAAUACAUAUGGUGGAAUGUAGCCCAACACUGCAGAAGCUUCAGCACAGCAACUUGAAAUGCAAGGAUGAAGAUAAUACCGAUGACAAGGUUAACAAAGGAAGUGUCAGCACAUUGACUGGGACUCCUGUGACAUGGCAUGCUGCACUGGAACAGGUUCCUUCAGGAUUGCCUACAAUCAUCAUUGCCCAUGAGUUUUAUGAUGCUUUACCAGUUCAUCAAUUUCAGAAGGCUUCUCGGGGCUGGUGUGAGAAGAUGGUUGAUGUGGCAGAAGAUUCAUCGUUUCGUUUUGUUCUAUCUCCUCAGCCUACACCUGCAACUCUGUUCCUGAUGAAGCGCUGCAAGUGGGCUGCGACUGAAGAGAUAGCAAAGCUUGAUCACAUUGAGGUUUGCCCCAAGGCAAUGGAGUUGACCCAAACCAUUGCCGAUAGAAUAAGCUCUGAUGGAGGUGGGGCUCUUAUAAUUGAUUAUGGAUUGAAUGGAGUAGUCUCAGAUAGUCUGCAGGCAAUUCGAAAACAUAAGUUUGUCGACAUUCUGGAUAAUCCUGGAUCUGCUGAUCUCAGUGCAUAUGUUGAUUUUGCUUCCAUCCGGCACUCUGCUGAGGAAGCUUCAGGAGAUGUUUCUGUCCAUGGCCCAAUGACUCAGUCUCAGUUUCUUGGUUCUCUUGGGAUAAACUUCCGAGUGGAUGCUUUACUUCAGAAUUGCACAGAUGAUCAAGCUGAGUCCCUCAGAACUGGAUACUGGCGUCUGGUGGGUGAAGGUGAAGCCCCCUUCUGGGAGGGACCUGAUGAAGAGGCGCCUAUAGGAAUGGGUACCCGGUAUUUGGCAAUGGCUAUUGUAAACAAGAGGCAAGGUGUUCCGGUUCCAUUUCAGUAAGGUCUGUUAUAGCAUGGCAUUUGUUAUGUUAUAUGUACAUUAGAACUUUAAGCCAUCACCAAACCAACUUGUUCAGUUUUGGCUAUUGGUUGUUAGGUGGCAUCUGAUUUUGUAGUUUGAGGUUCCCUUAUAUUCAGCUACUCUAUCCAAUUUUUAGUGAAUAAUGUCAUAAAGUGGUUGUCUGCACGUUAAAAGGUAAAUUUUAUGGCUCA